AACGCGAGCCGCAAUUCCUUGAAAAGAAUAUGGCGGAAGGAAUUCAUUUCACAGCAUUUUGUUUGUAAAUAAGGCAUGGCGGCUGGAAGCUUAGGAGCCUUGAGCUAUGGCUACUCAAGGAAUGUCUUUCCAAACAAUAACGAGGUUGUGUGGGUAGUAAGAACGUAUAACCCGAAAGAGCCGAGGACGACAGCUGCUGUGCCAGUGCCUAGGCAUAAAUUUUUGUAUCCGACCCCACAGAAUCUUCCAGAUGUUCCGAAAGAAUGGAAAUUGCAAGUGGAGCCAUCAAUUUUUUCUUACUCUUUACGUGAUUGUGGGCAAAAAAACUACCCAUCCUCUCAAGCAACAAGAUGUGAAGAAUGGUCAACUCUACGACAAACAUUGCCAAGCAGAGGUUACCACGAAAGAGGGUCUGCCCCACGGUGGGGGACCGCAGGCGUUUUAAUACCGCCAAGAGCAGCUCGAGAAUAUUCCAAGAGGUUCCCGCACAUAAACAGCCCAAUGACAAGGUAUGUGGAUGACAUGCACCUCACAAACAGGCUGUUUAAACUGCAUUGAGGCCGGCUUCAUGCAUGGAUGCAAAAGGCAACCAAGGGUUUGAUCCUGAGUUUUGGACCACCGUAAAUGUGCUUAGCGUAAUUAGAAGAAGGAAUUAAUUAUUUAGUCCUAUUUGAUUUUCGAUAUUAUAGAAGGAA
Rhopilema esculentum is the source of this 695-nucleotide messenger RNA. RefSeq lists its product as uncharacterized. NCBI's taxonomy places the organism in Eukaryota, Metazoa, Cnidaria, Scyphozoa, Rhizostomeae, Rhizostomatidae. The record is from RefSeq and is a predicted model, not a curated record.